This is a messenger RNA of Durusdinium trenchii, 903 nucleotides long. The record is from the annotation of a GenBank genome assembly. NCBI's taxonomy places the organism in Eukaryota, Dinophyceae, Suessiales, Symbiodiniaceae.
AUGGCACGCAGAGUGGCCAGGUCGGCCAGCCCUCAGGUAGAGCGUGGACCAGCGCCCAAGGCACGGACGUCACGGCCAGCUACCCAAUCACCUGGAAGGAGCCGGUUGGAGUCCCAUUUGAGAAGCCUGAGCAAGCUGCAGGCCCAUGUCCGAGUGGAAGCCGAGAUCGGCUCUGGCAACUGCAGUGUAGUGCUGCUGGGAAAGGAUCGUUCAGGCCAAGAAGUGGCUGUCAAAGCGAUUUCUUUGAAAGCUGCCAAAACGUUGGGUACCGACGAGCAACGCAUUUGGGGAGAAGUUCAGGUGAUGAGAGAAGUGCAACAUCCCAAUCUCGCUCAUCUUCUGGAUGUGAUGGCCAGCUGGGAACCUCUGCCACUGGUGAAGGCAGAGCCGCCCUUCUUGUGCAUCAUCAUGGAGUACUUGGCGCACGCUGAAGCGUUGUCGAAGCGGAUUAGGGAAGCCAGCCUCGGGCCAGUAGAGCGGAUCGUUCUUCAACUCGCCUCGGCCUUGGCCAGGUUGCAUCGCUCAGACAUCGUGCACCGAGAUGUCUGGGCCGAGAACAUCCUAAUUGACAGGCAAGACAAGGUUACACUACUUGACUUUGGCUGUGCUGAGCGUUUGCAGAAGCCAGCGACAAACAACAAGCUAAAUCUCCCUUAUAUGUCUCCAGAGUCGGCCGCAGGACGUCCCCACGAUGUAGGGGAUGACGCCUGGGCAUUAGGCUUGCUGAUUACUGAGAUGGUUACAGGCCGCUUUAUGGCAGAUCGGCUUGGACGCGUUGAUAUGUCAGGAGCUGAGGUUCCAAGCAGAAACAUACUAGUAGCUCCGAACCCCUUUUUACACUUGCAUACACCUGUGGCGCUCAUUUGUCACAAACUCUUGCAACUGCGGAGACAAUCGGUGUGA